Messenger RNA from Gongylonema pulchrum, 429 nucleotides. The record is from the annotation of a GenBank genome assembly. NCBI's taxonomy places the organism in Eukaryota, Metazoa, Nematoda, Chromadorea, Rhabditida, Gongylonematidae.
AUGCUUAUGUCGGGCUUUCCUGUUUCAAGCUAUACUCGAAAAGCGUUAAAAGUAAAAUUUGAAGAUAAUAGUUUCGAAGAUAGCUCGUCGAUUUCGAGUGGUAUAUCGGAGAAUUUCGAGGAUAUAUCGACCGACGACCUCACUGGCAGUUCGUUGUCCGAUUAUCCGAUGGCAGCUACAGCAGCUGCAUACGGCAAACUUGACGACUACUCAUCGCACCAGCAGUUCCAGAACAGGCAACAUGGAAAACGUAGCGCCAGCGUUUCGCAGCCGCCUAGUUCGGGUGCCCUGCGAUUACAGCAGCGCCGUCUCCUGGAACAGGAGAACAUCGACCAACUGCUCCAGAAGUGUCGCACAACUCAUCGAGGUGUUGCAUGCGGUGCACAGGUAAUUAAAAAUAUACAUUCCAGUGGUUCCUUUUUAUCCUGA